Scleropages formosus (Asian bonytongue) is the source of this 3473-nucleotide messenger RNA. It is a transcript of the gene atg4da, whose product is annotated as autophagy related 4D, cysteine peptidase a. The transcript is spliced from 11 exons. NCBI's taxonomy places the organism in Eukaryota, Metazoa, Chordata, Actinopteri, Osteoglossiformes, Osteoglossidae. Gene Ontology annotation, cellular component: cytoplasm. Bases 356 to 1876 code for a protein of 506 amino acids. The record is from RefSeq and is a predicted model, not a curated record. Gene Ontology annotation, biological process: autophagosome assembly; C-terminal protein lipidation; piecemeal microautophagy of the nucleus. Gene Ontology annotation, molecular function: protein-phosphatidylethanolamide deconjugating activity; cysteine-type endopeptidase activity.
CAGUAGCUUCGCUGUUUAUAUGUGUGACAACAGCUAUGUAGGCAUUUUAGUUUCUGAAGGCUUUUUGAGCGGUUAUCAGUUUAUUUUUUGCCACUGGGCAGAUUGGAAUAGCACUGUUUUGUCCAGAAAUGGGUUAGUUAACGGAACGUCACUGUUCUAAACGAGGCAGUCACUCACACUGUCAGUCAGAGUGGGCGGCUGGUCUGACUAAAACAUUGAUUGAGCAAUUUUAAAAAUUUGAAAACUGAGAAUCUAUGAUUGAAAAUAACACAUAUAAGCUGUAAAUACUGGUCCAGGCUGUUGUGGCAAUGACCAGUCCCAUGGAAGUCCUUCAGCCAGUCACCCCACCGUGGCCAUGAACUCGGUGUCCCCCAGCGCAGCUCAGUACCUGGGGGGUGCCAUGCAGGAAGAGGUGCUGGCCUCACACCCUGAGACCCGAAGGCCACCAGCCCAGGACCCCAGAGGCCACUUUGGUCAUGGGGCAGGGCCUGACGGGGGUCGUGAUGGAGUAGCAGAGCCUGAUGAGGUGGAUCGAUUGAAGGCCAAGCUGAUCUCUGCCUGGAACAAUGUCAAAUACGGCUGGUCAGUCAAAUCAAAGACCAGUUUCAACAAGACUUCUCCUCUGACCCUUCUGGGCCAAACCUACCUGCUCAACCAUGAAGAUGAAGUAGCGCGCUUCAGCCAGGCCUUUGUGUCGCUACUCUGGCUGACGUACCGCCGGGAGUUCCCGCAGCUCGAGGGAUCCACGUGGACGACGGACUGCGGCUGGGGUUGCAUGCUGCGCAGUGGUCAGAUGCUGUUGGCCCAAGGCCUGCUGCGCCACCUGCUUCCUCCAGGUUGGACUUGGAUGGGUGUCCACCAGCUCACCGAUGUGGACAUUGAGGUGCUGAAACCUUGUUCCCCAUCUCGGAGCAGUGCUGUCUCCUUCCCUUCCUUCCCCCCUUCUCGAGUGCCUCCGCAGUCCCUUUGGGGCCGUGGCAGUGGGGCCUUGACGGUAACUGAGGCACCAAGGCGACCCCAGAGGAGAUCUGCUGAGACCAGCCGGGACCGGCAGAUGGAUGCCACACACCGGCGUCUAGUAUCUUGGUUCGGGGAUCACCCCUAUGCACCAUUUGGGGUCCACCAGCUAGUGGAGCUUGGCAAGAGUUCGGGAAAGAAGGCUGGGGACUGGUACGGUCCCUCUAUUGUCGCACACAUACUACGAAAAGCAGUGGCUAAAACCUCUGAAGUUCCAAAUCUGGCAGUUUAUGUAGCUCAGGACUGUACUGUAUAUAAGGAAGAUGUAAUGCGCCUCUGUGACCCAUCCCUCUUGGAGGACUUGUCUGGGCAGAGCUCAGGCUGGAAGUCCGUCAUCAUCCUGGUCCCUGUUCGCCUGGGUGGCGAGUCGCUAAACCCGGCCUAUAUUGAAUGUGUCAAGAACAUCCUCAGGUUAGAGUGCUGUAUCGGAAUCAUCGGUGGGAAACCAAAGCACUCGUUGUUCUUCGUGGGCUUCCAAGAUGAACAACUACUCUACUUGGACCCACACUACUGUCAGUCUGUGGUGGACGUCACUCAAGACAACUUUCCACUGGAGUCGUUUCACUGUCAAUCUCCAAGAAAAAUGAGCUUCAGUCGUAUGGACCCCAGCUGCACCAUUGGAUUCUAUGCCAAGAAUCAGAAGGACUUUGAUUCACUGUGCAUCGCUGUUAGUGGGGCACUGUCCUCCUCGUCUGAGGAGAAGUACCCAAUCUUCACCUUCGUGGAUGGCCAGGGGCAUGACUAUGGGCUGGAGGGACAAAGCGAGGUCCCGCAUGGCCUCCCAGCCCAUAUCCUGCCCCCAGGAAGGCUGAAACGGGCCAGCAAGAAGAGCAGCAUGGAUGAGUUUGUCUUUCUGUGAGGCACUGCAAGGAAACUGAACUUAUGGCCAUCCUUUCACUCGCAACAUAUAUUUGCAAAAAAAAUGCCCCCCCCGGAAGCGGAAAGCUAAAGACAUUUAUAUUUUAUUAUGUCAAGUUUAAGCUUUGGUUUCCUUCCAGAUCAGCCAUAGUGUCUGCUGGGAGAGUUUAUUUGUAGGGUUUAGUAGUCUCACAAAGACUAUUUUCAAAUCGAUAAUUUAAACACUGGAUGUGGAACAAAGUUUCCCCCAUGCCCAAGCAAGCAUAUUUUAGCUUUUAGCUUUCUCAACUUGCUUGGGUUUCCCUUUUUUUUUUUUUAUUUUUUUUUUUUAAAAUAAACUUUAUGUGCACUUGCCAUAAAAGCACCAAAUUAUUCUACAUCUUACUGUUGACAUGAUCAUGUUUAAACACUAAAGCUGUAUGGGCGACACUAGUCAUUGCACUGUGAUUAGUUGAGUUCAGCAAAUCAGGCUCCAUUUGAGGUUUAAACUUGAGCACACUUGGUUUGUUACAUGCCAUUCUGCACUAGAUAAUGAUCCAGAAGGUCAAAGAUUAUUCUGUUAAAUUUUUGACUUGUUUUAAUUUAAAAGCUGUUUUGUCGUUUGAAUUUGACUUUAAAUGUAUGGCCCAUAAAAUGUUCACACUGCUGAGAUGUUAGUCUGUAUGCAUGUGUCCAUAAGCCGUGACUUUAGUCUAAUCAUAAAUGUCAAAAGAUUUUUUUUUUUUUUUUUUUUUUUUUAAAGUUGGAUUUAUCGUACAUUGUUUUACAUAGCUUGUUGUAUAUCUUGCUAUGAAUGUUCUUGAUGGGAUGCCGAACACAAGUUUUUGAAUGAUUCAAGAAUUAUUGGUAGUGGUCUUAAGUGUUGUUUGGGUUUCCUAUGGGAAAGGGUGCGCAACCGUUUCUCAUGUUCAUUGCUGUGUAGUUUAACACUGCUGUUUUGUCACUACACAUGAUCUCAGUAGAUGCCUGAAAUGCUGUAAUUGUAUUACCUUCUCCCACACACCUGUUUGUGUGAGAAUCCCAAUCAAAGGGGCAAAGCAGCACUUGCUCCCAAGAGCCUUUUUUUGUUUUUUUUCCUCCCUCUCCUCUCUCUCCCCGUCUCAAAAUCGAACUUCAGAAGAAAAUACACUAAAGCUAUUGGGACAACAGUGUUGUGCCACCAUGCAAGACAGUGGUUAGGAGUUCAUGGACUUCAGCAGGUCAGUGUUUGUACUUGGAACAUCCUGAGAUGUUCCACACCAGUUACCUCUCUUCGUCACUGAUGCUGUCAGCAGUUUCUGCCACGCUAAGAAGGCCAUUGGUUCCCCUGGCUGAACAACGGUGGUAAAGGUGCUUUUCAGCUUUCAAGGGAAGUAUUGGGAUUCCUUAGACCAGCAGGGGUUUGCUGUUGACAACUGAGCUGCAAUUAAAAAAUGAACUGCUGUCUGUUUGUCUUUGGCAUUGCAAGCUUCUUCUGUUCAUGUACAGGGGUGGUACUCUAUCCUCAAAGGGAUUUUUAUUUCUGUCUAGAGUAUGUUUAAUUUGUCACGUACUGCACCGAUGCUCAAAGUUAAGGAGCAUAUUUGAAGAAAAAAAAAAAUUGGCCUGAGUCUGUACUU